This is a messenger RNA of Lemur catta (Ring-tailed lemur), 1804 nucleotides long. RefSeq names its product keratin 8 (gene KRT8). The coding region runs from base 80 to 1564 and encodes 494 amino acids. Gene Ontology annotation, cellular component: keratin filament. The record is from RefSeq and is a predicted model, not a curated record. NCBI's taxonomy places the organism in Eukaryota, Metazoa, Chordata, Mammalia, Primates, Lemuridae. The transcript is spliced from 9 exons.
GGAGCUGUCUUCCCACCUAGAAGCAGCUUCUCGCUCCUUCUCGAGUCUCUGUCCGGCCGCCCCCACUCCAGCCUCCCUCAUGUCCAUCAGGGUGACCCAGAAGUCCUACAAGAUGUCCGCCUCUGGCCCCCGGGGGGCCUUCAGCAGCCGCUCGUACACCAGCGGGCCCAGUGCCCGCAUCAGCUCCUCGAGCUUCUCCCGGGUGGGCAGCGGCAGCAGCUUCCGGAGUGGCCUGGGCGUGGGUCUGGGCGUGGGUCUGGGCUAUGCCGGGGCCGGUGGUCUGGGGGGCAUCACAGCCGUCACGGUGAACCAGAGCCUGCUGAGCCCCCUCAACCUGGAGGUGGACCCCAACAUCCAGGCUGUGCGCACCCAGGAGAAGGAGGAGAUCAAAACCCUCAACAACAAGUUUGCCUCCUUCAUCGACAAGGUGCGAUUCCUGGAGCAGCAGAACAAGAUGCUGGAGACCAAGUGGAGCCUCCUGCAGCAGCAGAAAACGGCUCGGAGCAACAUGGACGGCAUGUUUGAAAACUACAUCAGCAACCUUCGGAGACAGCUGGACACACUGGGCCAGGAGAAGCUGAAGCUGGAGGCGGAGCUCGGCAACAUGCAGGGGCUGGUGGAGGACUUCAAGAAUAAGUAUGAGGAUGAGAUCAAUAAGCGUACAGACGUGGAGAAUGAAUUUGUUCUCAUCAAGAAGGAUGUGGAUGAAGCUUACAUGAACAAGGUGGAGCUGGAGUCUCGCCUGGAAGGGCUGACUGAUGAGAUCAACUUCCUUAGGCAGCUGCAUGAAGAGGAGAUCCGUGAGUUGCAGUCCCAGAUCUCGGACACAUCUGUGGUGCUGUCCAUGGACAACAGCCGCUCCCUGGACAUGGACAGCAUCAUCGCUGAGGUCCGCGCCCAGUACGAGGAGAUUGCCAACCGCAGCCGGGCUGAGGCUGAGAGCAUGUACCAGACCAAGUAUGAGGAGCUGGAGGUUCUGGCUGGGAAGCAUGGGGAUGACCUGCGUCGCACGAAGACGGAGAUCUCUGACAUGAACCGGAACAUCAGCCGGCUCCAGGCUGAGAUCGAAGGUCUCAAAGGCCAGAGGGCUUCCCUGGAGGCUGCCAUUUUGGAUGCUGAGCAGCGUGGGAAACAGGCCGUUGAGGACGCCAAGGCCAAGGUGGAGGAGCUGGAGGCCGCCCUGCUUCGAGCCAAGCAGGACAUGGCGCGGCAGCUGCGCGAGUACCAGGAGCUCAUGAACGUCAAGCUGGCCCUGGACAUCGAGAUCGCCACCUACCGCAAGCUGCUGGAGGGCGAGGAGAGCCGGCUGGAGUCUGGGAUGCAGAACAUGAGCAUCCACACGAAGACCACCAGCGGCUACUCAGGUGGGCUGAGCUCGGCCUACGGGGGCCUCACAAGCCCUGGCUUCAGCUAUGGCCUGAGCUCCUUCCAGCCCGGCUUUGGUUCUGGUGGGAGCUCUGGCUCCUUUAGCCGCACUGGCUCCUCCAAGACUGUGGUUGUGAAGAAGAUCGAGACCCGCGAUGGGAAGCUGGUGUCCGAGUCCUCUGAUGUCCUGCCCAAGUGAACGGCCACUGAGACCCCUCCAGCCUACCUCCUCGGGUGGCUGCCCCAGAGCCUGUGGGGGUAGACAACUGUGCCAGGGAGCACAGGGAGCAAGAGACCCACGUGAGGCUCAGCCCCGGCCCUCAGCCCACCCUUGGGGGGAGUUUACUGCCCAGGGUACUCCCUCUUACCCAUGCCCCCAACUAAAAACCAAUUCAAUUGCCUUUUCCAAAAUAAAGCCUCAGCUAGCUCUGCCAACCAC